Molecule: messenger RNA, 1856 nt
Organism: Malania oleifera
Lineage: Eukaryota; Viridiplantae; Streptophyta; Magnoliopsida; Santalales; Ximeniaceae
Product: vesicle-fusing ATPase-like
Exons: 11
Coding region: 334-936 (200 amino acids)
Biological process (GO): SNARE complex disassembly; intra-Golgi vesicle-mediated transport; Golgi to plasma membrane protein transport
Cellular component (GO): Golgi stack
Molecular function (GO): ATP binding; ATP hydrolysis activity
Source: RefSeq, a predicted model, not a curated record
ACCUCCCUUUCGGUUUUCGGCUUUGGCAUUUCUUGUAGGACCCUUAUUUUAUCUAGAUCCACUUCAAUCCCUUUUCACUGACAACAAAGCCAAGCAGUUUGUCUGAUGUUGCACCCUGCUUUCUCACUACUGCUCCCUACUCUCUCCUCUCUAUGAGUCUCUUUCAACGCGCCUUCUCUCUCUCUCUCUGACGGUAAGAUAUUGAAUCUAUACAACAGAUUUUAUAAUUUAAAACAAUAGCUAUUUUUUUUUUUUCUUCUUGUGAUUUGCAGAUCGAUCGAUCUAGCUAGAGUUCAUCGAAUCGUUUCUCUCAAUCGUCGGCAUCAAGUUGGUAUGGGAGGUAUAGGAAAUGUGAGAGCCGGUGGAGGCUUUCAACCUUCUCGCCCUAGACGCAGCAGUGGGACCUAUCAUCGGGGAAGACGAUUGGCAGUGCUAAGGCAUGUGAGGGACUCUACUACUUUGAGGAGGCAAAUACGAGUGAACAAUGUUAUGGAUGUUAAGGCUCCACUACUUCAAAUGGCAUUUAAGAAAACAUUUUCCAAGAAAGUUGUGCAUGUUGAUGAGAAAUUUUCCAUCAAAUUCAAAGGAGCACAAGUUCUUCUUACUCUAAUGGAAGCUCGUCGUGGUAACCGUGGGGUGAAUGCUAGAGGUCCCUGGGUUGUAAGGGGCCUUGAAGUUCUUGCCAAGUACAUAGGAGAUUCGGAGGAAAAAAUGAGGAAAUUAUUCGAGUCUGCUCUUGAUGACCACAAAAAAUAUGGAAAUAUGAGUCUGCUGCAUAUAAUUAUCGUCGAUGAAAUUGAUUCGGUGGCAAGAAAAAGCGGACUAUAUGUAGAGGAUGGUAAUCACAGGGUUCUAAAUCAGUUUUUAUCCCUAAUUGAUGGAUUUGACUAUUUGAAUAAUAUCUUUCUUAUCGGAACUACAAAUCAACGGAUAUAAUUGACGAAGUAUUAUUGAGGCUUGGUUGGCUCGAACUCAAUCUAGAAAUUUCCAUUCCCAAUGAACAAGGAAGGGAACAAAUUCUAAAGGUGCGUUCAAGCAAUAUCCAGAAAGAAGGAUUCCUUCAACCGGAUUUUGAUUCCGAACAACUUGUUACAUGCCGGUCGGCUCGAACGCAAUCUAGAGAUUUCUAUUCCCAAUGAACAAGGAAGGGAACAAAUUCUAAAGGUGCAUUCAAGCGAUAUCCAGAAAGAAGGAUUCCUUCAACUGAAUUUUGAUUUCAAACAACUCGCUUCAAUGAUUGAAAAUUGGAGUGGUGCUGAAUUGGAAUCCCUUAUUCAAGAAGCAUUUUCCAGGGCUAUAGUUCAAGCUAACGACGGUUUCCAGUGUUUUGAGGAGGAAAAACUCAGAAUUACUGAAGAAGAUUUCCUUGUUUGUUUCUGUUAUAUUCAAAAUAUGAAGGAGUGUGGACGGGCAUGAGUCUCAUGUUAAUGGGCUGGUAUACAUGAAUGGGUAGAUGAAACGUAAUGCAUGGAAAUUUUCCUUGAGAGGGUGGAACAAAUUCAGAUGAUAAUUUUCAAUUGUGUUUUCCAACAUGUUCUGGAAAAUGUAAAAAUUGUCAAGAUGAGAAUGUUUAGGUAUAAUUCUUAUAGAUGGUAAGUUAGGUGUAACUCUUAUAGAAAAUAAGAUAAUUGAGAGAUGACUCAAAUGGUUUGGACACUUGCAAUGUGUGCCAGUGAGGAAGAACGAGUUAGUUACUGUGGGAGGUAGUAGAAGGAGUAGAUAUAGACUUAAAAUAACUUGAAAUGAUAUAGUGAAUAAGAAUUUAAUAGUCCAAAAUUUGUCAAAAGAAAUGAUCUAUGAUCGCAUAAAUUGGCGGAAAAUGAUUCAUAUAAUUGAUCCUAUUUAGUGAGACUUAA